Molecule: messenger RNA, 3981 nt
Organism: Hemibagrus wyckioides
Lineage: Eukaryota; Metazoa; Chordata; Actinopteri; Siluriformes; Bagridae
Exons: 5
Coding region: 3194-3940 (248 amino acids)
Source: RefSeq, a predicted model, not a curated record
UCAGUUAAAACUCUGGUGUAUAGAAGUAAUUACACUGUUUUCCUCUCACAAGUAAAUACAUUCUAGUCAACAGUCUGAACUAAUAAUAAUUUGGUAUAUAUAAUGAAUGUAAUGCCAAAUAAACUGAAAACAUGUGAAUCAAAUUCAAAUUUUAUUUGUCACAUAUAUAAUCGUACACAGUAUGAUAUGCAGUGAAAUGCUUACACGACUGUUUGUUUUGACCCUUGAAAAGGGAAAAGGAAUAAGGACAGAAAAAAGACAAGGAUAAAAUAUAAAAAUAUAAAAUAUAAAAACUACAAGUUCACAGUAGGUAAAUAAAAAUAAAAUAUAAUAUAAAUAGAAUAAAAUAUAAAUAAAGUAUGGUAGGGUAUACAGAAUAUGUAUAUAAAAUAUAGAAUAUAUAUAAAGAAAUGUAAAAUGUAACAACUGUAUUAUACAGAUAUAUAUAAAGUGAAUAUUGUGCAGUAAUGUUCAAGGUGCAGACAGCAGUAGUAUGGGGUGGUCAUGAAGUGAAAUGAGAUGAUGAGAAGCAGUGGUAGUGUCCAUCUUUAAAGUGCAGAUGUGCGCAAGUCCUCUUUGUGUAUAAACGGGAGCAGAAUGUGCAACAUAUAUGUUUGUUUUUGUAUUGUUUAUGGUAUGCCACAGUCCUGUGAAUCUCAGUGUGGGAUUUUACUGUUAUGUUCAUUCUCACAAGUGAUUGCAGCAAGUUGUGUCCACUCUGAAUAUGGAGGAAAAGACAGUAAAAUGCUGUGGUCAGGUACACUGGACGGUUUGGUUAACCAGUUUGCAUUUCCUUUCUUCAAUACUUACUAAUUAACCAUGACAUUUUGCAGAUUUUUAUGUUUUCUGAAUGUAAAUUUAAUAAAUUUUAGAUUGUGAAUUGUAAAAAAUGUCUGCUGCUAAAUGUAUAGUUAAAUACCUCUCUUUAUUGAACUUUAAAACAAAAAGGAUUUACAGUAGUACAGUGAUAAUAUUCUAAUUACAAGUGCUAUAACUUGUCACAGUACAACUAUUUUAUGCCAAGCAGCCUUUGCAAACAGCACUAGUGGCUACUUCUUACCAAGUUGCAUAGAACGCUACAGCAACCAUAGAUGAGCAUACGUUUUAUGAUGGUAGCUCAGUGCUAACACUGUGAAAUGCACACUGAGGGCUGAUUUGACAUUCUUCUUGAGGCUUUUUGUUUGGGAGAAGGAACCAGGUUUAUGACAAGAUGGUGAAGAAGAUGUGAACAACAAGAACAUCAUAAUAAUAAUAAUAAUAAUAUAUUUUUUUAAAGAAAAUGACCUGUGCAUCGGGGAGUUUCAUUAUCUACAGACACAGCAGUUACUUUGGUGGAAUAAACAAACACAGAGCAGGCAAUACAAGAGUUAGUAAAUAAUACAUGAUGUGGAAAAACUGAAGUCUACUGUAUUUUCUAUGAUUUGUGUCAACUUUAAUUACUGUUAAUAUUCAUAAUAUCCACAGGCAAACAUGAUUGCAGUAGCAGAUAAGGAUGUUCAGUCUAAGAGCUAAACGAUAGGGAUGCCAGUAUUAGUUUCUGUUGUAUAUAUUAUGUACUUUCUUGACCUAGAUUUAUAGGUAGAUUUAUAGCUGGAUCUAAUAUACACUAUGUUGCCAGAAGUUUUGGGACACCCCUCCAAAUCAUUGAAUUCAGGUGUUUCAAUCACUUCCAUGGCCACAGGUAUAUAAAAUCCAUUGUAGGCUACAGUAUUUCAGGCUGUGACACUGCAGUGUUAAUGCUCUACUGAAACGUUUGUACUUGCUGCAUUUAAUGAAACCAAAAAGAUACCUAGGUGCAAAAAGUAUGCAUGCGCUGUAGCUCGGUAGCUUUUUUUUUUUUUUUUUAAAUAUAAAUACAAGGCUCCUGGUUAAACACUUGACUUUAUAGGAUAUAAUUAUUAAAAUGAAAUUAUUACAAUCACACGUAAGGGAGCAGAAAUAAAAAGAAAAAUGUUCAUUUCUAUUCAUUUAAAUUCAUAUAAAGCUGCUUUGCGACAAUGUCUACUGUUAAAAGCACUACACAAAUGAAAAAUUGAACUGAAUUAAUACUCCUGUGUCUUUUCAGUGGACAAUGGAAAGGAGGAUAGAAGGAAUAAACCUACAAUUUUCACGGGGAACCGUUAGAAGAAAGACGUAGAGUUUUUGUGAAUACGUUUUAUCGUAAAAUACGACUGUAUAAAUUCUGUGUCUCAAACAUGAAAUACAGGAGAAUAAACCAGAUAGAGACUUGCUGGUGCUGUUAAUUUAUAGUUUCUCAGAUGAUUUAUCAUAGAAAAGUUACAGACCAGAACCCGAGAACCACUAUGAGCAGGAUGAACUAUGUUUAGGAUAGUUAGAGGUGUUGUGUUUUUUGUUUAUUUAUUUAUUUGAAAGAGCAUGAAAUAUCUGUUUCAGUCUAUAAUUUGAAAGUCAAGUUAUUAUUACGGCUCUAUUCUUCAGUACAUGAGUGAAAAAGAUUAAAAACUUCCAGAUGAAUUUCUUUCUAUCUGAGGGUUGAGAAGGGAGUGAAAAUGUUGAGGCCAGUGAUUUUGUACAUUGGUCAGAUGUCUUUACAAAUCCAGACUGGAAACCAAAAAAAUGCUGAAAUGAGUGUAGAACAGAUUAUUAAUACACUACUACACUACUGAAAUGUCUACUUAGUAAACUCUUGCUUGUGGAGGCAGGCCAUAGAGUAGAAUUAAAAGAAAAAGAAGGUUGUGCAGUGGACUGUGUAAUGGAUUGCGUAGCAGAACGGAUUUCAGAACGUUCUGAUGACGUUGACAGUUGUUAUAGCUACGGAUAGCAGCGGAUCACUUCAUAGCGCAAUAAAACACCGACGAGGAUCGCAGCAAAAAAGGACGGCGAGAGAAAAGUGCAGCAUUUCUGCUUUUUUUAAACACAAAACGACGGAAAGACUCACGGUUCAUCUUUAUACCACCUUAAUGACAACCACUGAAAUGACGAGCAGCCAGAAAAUGAGUAAGUAAAUGAACAAAAAAGUGAAAAAGACAAAAAAUGAUAUGGUUCUUAAUGUUAAAACGGCAGCUGAAGAAGCUCAACACAGACUUGUAAAACUUCCUAAUGCUCCAUAUAUAUUACUCAUUUACUGCUUUUUAACACGUUAAGACCUAUUUGAAUAUGAAAUGUGUUUAUUUCAGGUGAAAACACCGGAUACAGCAAGACCGAGAAGGCUGAAGUUGAUGCUAAGAAACCCAUGGAAAGUUUCGUCACGUCUCUGGACGGAUUUCUGAUAGAUGAGGAAACCGAGACUCAGGCUGUUGCUGAGGAAAGCAGCGUCAAAGAAAAGGAGAGGAAGAAGAAGACCAGGAGAGGGAGACGAGCAGGAAGAAGAAGAAAGAAUAAAAACCAGGUCAACAAAGCAGAAGUAGAUGAGGCUGGAAACUUGGUCCAGGCUGAAGCUGUUGAAUCAGCGAACAGCACAUCUGCUGUGGAAAACGCCAGUGGUGAAAAGGAAAAGAAAAGGCGGAUGAGAGGGUCACGAGGCGGAGUAAAAAAGAGGCUUCGGGCCAAGAAAGCAGGUGAUAAGGCAGAAGUUGAGGCUGACGCUGAAGCUGUUGUUGAAGCUGAAGCUGAAGUGGAAGCCGAGACUGAAGCAGUCGAUGCUGAGGCUGAGGUCGAGGUUGAUAAGGAAGCUGAGACUGAAACUGGUGCUGAGGCUGAUGUGACGGUUGAGGCUGUAGCUGAGGCUGAAGCUCAGACUCAAGUUGAGUUUGAUGCUGAUGCUGAAGCUGAGGCUGACACUUUAGAAAGCAAGUCAGGAGAUGCUGACACAGAGAACAGCACAUCAGCUGAGGAAAGCACCAGCAUUAAAAAGCAGAAGAAGAAACGGACCAAAAAGUCAGGAGACGAGGCAGAAGAAAAAAGAAAGUCCGGGUCAACAAAGCAGAAAUGGAUGAGGCUGAAAACAUGGUUCAGGAAGAAGCUGGGGCUGAAGCUGUAAAUAGCAAGCCAGGAGAUGCUCAAUAAGAGAGCAGAAAAUAA